AUGGAAGAUAACACCGCCACAAUCAUACCCUCGCCCACCGACAUCGGGGCGCUGGCCAACAGGAUCAACUUCCACACUAGAGACGCCCACAACAAGAUCAACACGUUCAUGGGCAUCAAGAUGGCCAUCGCCAUGAGGCACGGCUUCAUAUACAGACAGGGCAUUCUCGCGUACUACUACGUGUUCGACGCCAUCGAGCAGGAGAUCGACCGUCUGCUGAAUGACGCUGUGUCCGAGAAGGAGCUGCAGGCGUCUGGUAUUCUGAAGCAGUUUUGGCUCGAGGACUUCAGACGGUCCACCCAGAUCUACAAGGACUUGAAGCUGCUGUACUCGAAUACGUUCAAGAGCACGGAGUCGCUGAACGAGUUCCUGGCCACGUUCGAGAAACCGCCGCUGCUGCAGCAGUUCGUCGACGACAUCCACGACAACAUACGCCGGGAGCCUUGCACCAUCCUCUCCUACUGCCACGUCCUCUACCUGGCGCUUUUCGCCGGCGGUAAGCUGAUAAGAUCGAACCUGUACAGGAGACUGGGGCUUUUCCCCAACUUCGAGAAGCUUACGCAGAAGGAAUUGGUCAAGAAGGGCACGAACUUCUUCACUUUCAGCGAACUGGGCCCCACGGAGGAGACGCGGUUGAAGUGGGAGUACAAGAAGAACUACGAGCUGGCUACCAGGACGGAGCUGACGGAGGCGCAGAAGCUGAAGAUCAUCAGCGUCGCGGAGGGCAUCUUCGACUGGAACUUCAACAUCGUCGCGGAGAUCGGAGAACUGAACCGCCGCGAGUUGAUGAGCAAGUUCAGCUUCAAGUGUGUCACCUACGUGUACGAGGAAUGGAUGUUCAGCAAGGGCUCUGCCUCCAGAAAGGCCUUCAGCACCACCAUGCUGCUGCUGCUCUCCAUCGCCGCGGUCUGGAUCCUGUACUACUUUGUAAGGAAGAGUUUUCUUAGCGUAGUAUAA
Messenger RNA from Saccharomyces eubayanus, 957 nucleotides. It is a transcript of the gene HMX1, whose product is annotated as Hmx1p. Bases 1 to 957 code for a protein of 318 amino acids. The record is from RefSeq and is a predicted model, not a curated record. Gene Ontology annotation, biological process: heme oxidation. Gene Ontology annotation, molecular function: heme oxygenase (decyclizing) activity. NCBI's taxonomy places the organism in Eukaryota, Fungi, Ascomycota, Saccharomycetes, Saccharomycetales, Saccharomycetaceae. The transcript has a single exon.